GCUGCAUUCACUGCUCCAUUCGAAGUCGAACCUGUUUCCGGUUCCGGUCUGGCAUUAAGUUUCACUCAAAUUGUUUUUAAUUUUUUUUCUUAUUUCAUUGCAUUAAUCAAAAACCGGAUGUUUCGGUUCUGUUUAGUGAUCUUUAGUGAAUUCUUGAAUCCUGAGUUUGUUUUUAAGGUGCCACCGGAAGUCACGUGUUUUGUAGUUUCUUCGCUAAGAUCCUGUGUUGUAACGCAGAAAAAGGUCACAGAGGAAGCUAGCAGCAGCUAGCCCCUUCUAAAUCUAAGGUUUAUUACCUUUAACGGACCAAUAUUAACUGGUUUUAAUCGGAACAUCUUCAUAAAGCACGGUCCAGAACCAGAGUGGUGCUGCGUUCAGGGUCCAGAACCAGAGCGGUGUUGCGUUCAGGGACCUCAGAACUCUGUGAUUGGCUGGGAGCAGCAGCUCUGAUCCAGGUCCAGGAUGUGUGCGCUGUCUCUCUGAUCAGAACCGUCUCCAGAACCGGGCCAUGUCGCGGCACAGCAAGCUGCAGAAGCAGGUCCUGGCUCUGUACCGCCACUUCCUGCGGGCCGGCAAGGACAAACCGGGUUUCCUGCCCAGAAUCCGGGACGAGUUCCGGGAGAACGCGCGCAUCAAGAAGACGGACGUGAUGCACAUCGAGUACCUGUACCGCCGCGGCCAGCGGCAGCUGGAGCAGCUCAGGGACGCCAACACCAAGCAGCUGGGUUCCUUCUCCAGAGGCAGCGAGCCGGGCUGACCAUCAGAACCACCGACCGGACCAGCAGAACCAUCUAAUGCAUACCUCACUGACUGGAGCAGAACCUGCACGCAACAUGAAACCUGCUACUAUAAAAGAAACUUUUCUCUGUUACUCAGUAAAACAUUUAACCAGCAGCAGAUCCGUCAGAUUCUGGUUCUGGAAGGUCCAAGGUUCUGGUUCCUGCUGCAUGCCGAGUCAGCGUCACGUCCAGUCGCUUCAUUGUCUGAUUUCUUAUAACAGAAGAUCAAAAAUCAGACAAAAACUUGAUUCUGUUGGAACAGAUUGAUCAGCCAUCAGCUGCUUUUUUGGUUCUGGUUCUGGUUCUGAUAUCUAACCAGUAACAUUUCUGAGAAUCUGAAAUCAUUCUUCUUCAUCACUCAGUUAUUUCAUUCUUAGAUAUGAAAUAACUAAGUUUCUCUUCUGCUGAUAUCUCCAGAUUUAUGGGAUGGAAUUCUGCGAUUUCAGUUUCAUUCUCUGUAUAAUAAAAUAUUGAUAAUUAAUGUUUAUUAUAAUUUAUUGAGAAAUAAAAUCCCCACUAAACAUAAUUACUAAAAUUUAAAACUGAAAUCCAACAAUUGAAGAACUGUUGACUGAUAUGUACGUCAGAAAUAAAAGCCACAAGUUUCUAUUCAUCACAAACUUGUAAAAGUGUCA
Molecule: messenger RNA, 1414 nt
Organism: Gambusia affinis (western mosquitofish)
Lineage: Eukaryota; Metazoa; Chordata; Actinopteri; Cyprinodontiformes; Poeciliidae
Gene: sdhaf1
Product: succinate dehydrogenase complex assembly factor 1
Exons: 2
Coding region: 509-757 (82 amino acids)
Biological process (GO): mitochondrial respiratory chain complex II assembly
Cellular component (GO): mitochondrion
Source: RefSeq, a predicted model, not a curated record